This is a messenger RNA of Sclerotinia sclerotiorum 1980 UF-70, 1647 nucleotides long. RefSeq lists its product as hypothetical. The coding region runs from base 1 to 1647 and encodes 548 amino acids. The transcript has a single exon. The record is from RefSeq and is a predicted model, not a curated record. Gene Ontology annotation, molecular function: protein binding. NCBI's taxonomy places the organism in Eukaryota, Fungi, Ascomycota, Leotiomycetes, Helotiales, Sclerotiniaceae.
AUGGUUUCUAGUACAGUCGGGCUCGAAGCAUGGUUCAUCUCUUCACUGGCCGGUGCCGGCCAUUGCCAUAAACACACUCCAAAACCCAUACGACCAGUCACAUUUUUUACAUCUCACAGACCUAAUGUCUCUACGAAGGACCUAAGUUCGACCAAACCUAUUCCACGGCGACGGAAUUUCACGGGUAACACACAAUCUGAGGCGGAAGAGAGGAGAACAACCAAUGAGGCAAAUCAGACUCGAGAAGAGCUCAUGGAGCUUGUGGAUCAGUACCAUGGCACUUCGUAUACACAUCAAUUACCCAUAGUGGAGUCCCCGAACCUUUAUCAGCCAGGUAACGGCCCUCAUCUGCAGGUUUCGGACGAAGAGGAAGACGAAUGGCCACCCCCACUUCAGGCAUGGCCUGCCGACGGCGAAACAAAAGAGAAGUUGAAAAAGCUUGAAUCCGCAUUGAAACAUUUCUACACUGAGGACGCAGAAGAUGUUUAUCAAAUCUACCGUGAACUGCCGGAACCUCGCGCUCCUUAUCUAGAAGCCAAUUUAAGACACAUGUUACUUCGCCACUUGAGUAUAGUGGAAAGGAAGGACGAGCACUCGAUGCUCAGGUACUUUUCGGUCGUCGACGAUAUGAAAUCAACCGCUAUUCCCUUAACUAUUUCUGAAUGGACGAGUGCCAUUUCUUUUGCUUCCAAAUACGUUGCCAAGGCCACAGAAGUAGAGGUUGAAAGUGCUUUGAAAAUGUGGAAGGAAAUGGAGCAUAUCGCAGGUGUCAGGGGUAAUAAUGCAACUUUCAAUGUUCUUUAUGAUGUCGCAUGCAAAGCCGGUAAAUUUACUCUUGGGGAAAUGAUCUAUAAAGAAAUGAUAGCCAGGGGUCUCGAAUACAACCGAUUUCAUUAUGUUAGCAUGAUAUUUACUUGUGGUCUGAAGAAGGAUGGGGAUGGAGCACGAGCAGCAUAUAAAGCAUUGGUCGACGCUGGAGAAAUUGUCGAUACUGUUGUCCUCAACGCGAUGAUUUCAGCUCUCAUUAAAUCGUAUGAGCCUAGCGCCGCAUUAAAUAUCUAUGAGCGAAUGAAAACUAUGCAUGCCGAGCGUACGGGCACACAGGAAUGGCACAGAAGUUUCAAGAAUCGUCGAGAAGUUAAGCGCGGAUUGUUACGAAUGGCAAUGGAGUUCAGGCACGAUCCAGAAGGGCGAGCGAAAGUUCAGGAAAGGUCUAUCGUCUGCCCAGAUCUUCAAACAUACAGACUUUUAGUCAAUCAUUUUGCAAUCACCGAAGGCGAACUAGACAAAGCCGCUAAAUUUCUAGAAGAAAUGGGUCUCUUCAAUGUUCCCCUGCACGGUGCACUUUUCCUGUCUCUUUUCAAGGGAUUCCACCUUCAUGGCGGUACGCGAUAUACGAAAUGGACCGCUGCCAGAUUGGAAAGUGUAUGGAAAGCAUAUCUGAAAGCUCUCGAUAAAGGCGUGGAAGAUAUAUACAUGUCAACCUGGAUCGUAACAAAUGUCCUCAAGGCAUUCGCAACGUGUUCUGGUCAAGCGAGGGCAACUGAGGUAUGGAGGGAUAUUCGUGAGAGGUGGCAGCCGGAUGAGAGACAGCUUAAUGCUAUCAUGCCUGAUUUAUAUAGGAUUGGUAUACCAGAAAAUGGCUAG